GACCAGAACUAAGAAAACAAGUUUAGUUAGUUGGACGAGUUUGAGUUUAAAGUUUUAGCUUAAGAAAGUGUCUCGGUUUGAACUCAACAAUGUCUUCGGUCCAGAGUAUGCGACAGUUUGUCUGUGAUCGCCUUACUGUGGCCGCUCAAGAAAUACUGGGCGUCUUUGAGAGGAAAGUCGAAGAUUACGAGACAGAAAUCGCUCGUCAGCGCAGACUGUUGGAAGCCGUGUUGACGCCCGAGAUAAAGUUACACCGGACAGAGCUCUCAGAGACAUCCGUCUAUAAGGUUCUCCAGAAUCAGCAGCAGCCGCAGCCGUUCCAACCAGAUCCUCCACAGGCUAAAGAGGAGCUUGAAGAAACAUGCAUCAGUCAGGAGCAACAGCAGCUUGCACAGCCACAGGAGACUGACGACUCAAAGCUGACUCCCGUUGGUGAGAUGUGUGUCAGCAGUGAUCGCCUUCAGCCUCUGGACACUGACCAACCUCAGACUGCAGCAAAUAGAGAUCCUCAAUCCAGCACCUCAAACAGCGAUACGUUACCUGGAUCUGACAGAGAGAGUUCUUCAGGAUCAGCACCAGCUUCAGCUGCAAGUACUAGACACGUGCAAUAUAAUGAUGAGAACAUAGCAUUAACCAGUAGUACUGAGCUAACAGCCAACCAGAAACAAAACGGUGAGAGCACAACAGCAAGUUGUAAUCCAACAACGAAUAAAAAAUGUAAAAAAAACACCAAAUCAACUAGACGCACACAGCUAACAAAACCCGAUGACGGGGACACAACCUCAAACAAAAAUACUGAGAUGACACCAAAUAAGAAAAGCAACGAUGAGAACACGGCAUCAACUGGAAGUACUGACCCAACCCCAAAUAAGAAAGCUGAUGAUGAAGGCAUCGCCGCAAGCAGAAGUAAUGCAACACAAACUAAAGCCCCGACAGAAGAACACAACAAGACACGAAAGGAACCCAGUGAAAGGAAAGCCACAUUAAGAAGGAAAUGCAACAAUGAGACACCAUCAAACAGGCGCACAAAGCCAACACCAAAUAAGAAUUGUAGUAGAAAGAAGACAUCAGUUAAUAGUACCGAGCCAACCCCUGGUAAGAAUCGCAAUGGCAGGAAAGCAUCUACUGAAAGUGUUGAGUCAACACCAAAUAAGAAACACAGUGAUCGAAACACAGUGUCUACAAGAAAUAAGGAACCAACACCACGUCAGAGACAGAAGAGGGGAAGCACAACAUCAAAAGGUAGUACUGACAUUACACCAAAAAAGAGAUUUAAGGAAGCAGCAUCAACCACGAGUACAGAGCUAACACAAAGUGAGAAAUGUAGCAAUGAAAGCACAACAUCAAAUGGAAGCUUUAACGCAACACAAGACAGGAGAGAUGGGAACACGUCAAUAGGCAGCACUGGAGAUGAUGAAAACCCUUACAAGUGUGACAGGUGUGGCAAAGUGAUGUCUAAUUUCAAAAACUACAAAUUUCAUAUGAAAUCCCACACUGUUGAAAAGACUUACAAAUGUGACACUUGCGGGAAAUUGUUCAGAGAACGUUGGGAUUUGAAUAAACACGUAAUAAUUCACUCUGUUGAUAAGCCUUUCAAGUGCAACGUUUGCGGAAACGGAUUCAACCGGCGUUAUAAUCUGGACCUGCACCUUAGGGUUCACACCGGUGAAAGGCCGUACAAAUGCAACAGCUGUGAGAAACGCUUCAGCUCAUGUGAUAAUAUGAAGAAGCACAUGAGAAUUCACACAGGUGAGAAGCCUUACACAUGCAGCAACUGCGGGAAGGAGUUUGCAGAUUCUUCAGCUUUCAGAAAUCAUCUGCGAGUUCACACGGGCGAGAAGCCUUUUAAGUGUUCCUACUGCAAGAGGAAAUUUGCCACAGGGACGACUUUGAAGAGGCACACCGUAACACACACAGGGGAAAAGCCGUAUAAGUGCAGUGUGUGUGAGAAGAUGUUUGGGCACAAAUCAGACCUGAGAAGACACAUAAGGGCACAUACCGGGGAGAAGCCUUACAAAUGUAGCACUUGUGGAGAACAGUUCUCCACCUGGUCAAAACUCAACAAACACAAGAAGGUCCACGCAAAUGAUGCACAAAGCUCCUCUGCUUAAAAACGCAUGCUUUUGACAUGACGUCCUUAUGACAGAAGUAAAUGAAUUGCACUAAAAUAAAGCUGCCGCUGUAAUUUUAAGUUUUUAUUUUGUUUUUAAAGAGGUACUCCGUUGAUUUAGCAUUGCACUCCUGCAGUUUAACAACUGACAAUAAGAAAGGUAUGCAGAAGAACCGGAGGUAAUGUCUUUUUAUUAUUCUGUUUUUUACCCACACAAUGUGAACGAAACACACACACAAGCAUGCACAUGCACUAGAGACGCUGUGGCAGGGGGCUUCCCUAGAAGGAUCCGGGGGAGCUGGGAUAGAUUGGUGCCUUGCUCAGGAGCACCACGGUCAUGGUCGCAGAGGCGGGGAGGGGCCUGUCUCCUUCACCACCACCCAUAUGCAUGUAUCCAUUGUGCUUGGUCGAGGAAUGGAACCAGUGACCCUCCGAUCUCCAGGUCCAAAGUUGCACGCUUAACUUGCUGUGCCACGACCGCCCCCCAAAAAAAUUUACAUGAUUUUACAUUUCUUUUAACUUGGGCAGAUCCCUAUUUACCUAUGUACCAUUAAAGGGUAUUCACUGGACUUUAAUUUAAAAACUGGAAAAUGGUAAUGUUUUAAAACUUUUGACAAGUAGUGUAAUUAAAAUGUCUUGUUCUAAGUGCAGAGAUGGUGGCACCACAGCAGUGUCUCUGCUGUGACAGUCUGAGGCUCCUCUGCAACUAUUUUGUAUUGUCAGUGGUUAUUUGUGUGAAAUUUUAAACAGUGUUUUUUUAUUCAUGUAUUUGCAGAUAUUUUUAGACAGGUCUGUAUAGCAUUAAAACCAGUCUUGAUUUUUGCUCUGACGUUAGCCUAAUGCAAGUUUGACAGUUUCACAAAAAUAUGUCUGAUAUAGACACUUAAAUAAUAAAUAGAAAGUGAUGAAAUUACAACCCUUGUGGAAAUUGAUCUCUUGAUUCUGAAACACAUCCAUGUUUGGACCGAGAGUCAGUUGCUGUUUGGGGUAUAACUGCAUUUUAUAAAACUCUUUAAUAAAGUCGUCCCUCAUGUAAGGCUACACAGUCACUUGUUAAAUUACUUCCCUUUUAAAAAUAACUCCUGCUGCUCAUUUUUGUCAUGUCUUACAGAGACACCUUCUUGCAGCACUGAAUCAAUUCUAAUCCCAUUCUGCUAUCUAGUGGGCAUUUGUGUAAUUGCACCAUUAAAGUUUUGUAUUUUUGAAGGCUACAUGUGCAAAUUUUACACAUACAUUUACAUAUAUAUUUUUUUUUAAUUUUUGAUUUCUGGUGCAUGGUAGGGGUCCAUCAAAUCAAAAAGUCAGCCUUCUGAUGCUGCUGCUUUGAAUGUGUAACAUAAACACCCACUGGUAGGUCAAACCAUAUUAGAGAUUGCCAUAGGUAAAAUGGUAAUUCUUGUGAUUGAAACUUACCAUGUUAGGGGGCUCAUUAAUACCAGUAUGACAUGUUUUUAUUGUGUGCCUCCUGCACUGAUGUGUCAGUUUAUUAAUAUCAGUUCAGCUCCAACUGUGGAUUUGCACGCUCUUUGUUCCCAAUUCCCUCUGUAUAAACACACACUCAUGCUUUAUCUGUCUUUUCAUCUUCUCUGUUAUAUAUACAGUCAUGAUCAAAGACUUAGUCACUGCAAAAUAUGAUUUCACUGCAGAGGUUGGAGUCAGAUAUCAAAACAAACUGUAUAAGCUUGUAUAUAGUUGUAGUC
Messenger RNA from Toxotes jaculatrix (banded archerfish), 3810 nucleotides. RefSeq names its product zinc finger protein 37-like. The record is from RefSeq and is a predicted model, not a curated record. Gene Ontology annotation, biological process: regulation of DNA-templated transcription. Gene Ontology annotation, molecular function: DNA-binding transcription factor activity, RNA polymerase II-specific; RNA polymerase II cis-regulatory region sequence-specific DNA binding. NCBI's taxonomy places the organism in Eukaryota, Metazoa, Chordata, Actinopteri, Toxotidae. The transcript is spliced from 2 exons. Bases 90 to 2111 code for a protein of 673 amino acids.